Molecule: messenger RNA, 1557 nt
Organism: Brassica napus (rape)
Lineage: Eukaryota; Viridiplantae; Streptophyta; Magnoliopsida; Brassicales; Brassicaceae
Product: ethylene-responsive transcription factor ERF038
Exons: 1
Coding region: 667-1278 (203 amino acids)
Biological process (GO): regulation of DNA-templated transcription
Molecular function (GO): DNA-binding transcription factor activity; DNA binding
Source: RefSeq, a predicted model, not a curated record
AAGAAAAUAGAAUCACCAAAAAAUGAAGGCCAAAUCCAUCCUAAAUAAAUUCUCAUUCUAACUUCUGAAUUCUGAUACUAGGAGUUAUCCUUAGUUUGUAUCAUAUACUACUAUAGUGUGAUUUAACAUACCACCAUACCAUCUCUUAUCAUAUUUGUUGUCUAUUACCAUCAUCUCUUAAUUAAUUGCCUUUUUGAAAUGCACUGUUAUUUGUAUUGUUAUCUCUUUUAGUUUUGUGGCUAAAAAUGUUUAUCAAUCAAACUUCUAGGAACGGAUUAUAAAUAAAUAGUAACUAUUCGAGCAUUUUCUAUUUUUUCUUUUGCUCAUAGCCUCAUAUAUAUAUAAUGGUUCCAAACAUAUUAAUGUUAUAUGAGUUCCAUUGUAUCUACAUAUAUAUAGAGAGAAAGAGUGUUUUUUCAUUUGUAUAGAUUGAAAUCCAAAUGUGUAUUGAAUACGUAUACAUGCAUUUUAGGUAUAGCCUACAAAAAGAAACUCUGAUUUCUAAUUUGGAUGUAUAUAAUAACCAACUACAUCCACCUAUUCUUUUUUGUAACCACAUCCACCUAUUCUUCUCAGACUCUUUUCUACUCACACUAAAUCAAAAACACAAAAUAUAUUUCCCUCUCUAAACAUCUUCCCACCAAAGUAGCCCUUUCGUAACAUUUGAUGGAUCACUCAUCUUCUUCGGAAUCACAUCUUGAUGACUACAGGAGAAGGCCUCAGGCCAAGGCCACAGCGAGAGCAGUGAAUAAUAAUAAAAAUAUCAAGAAGAAAAGAGUCAAAGAAGAUCUUGAUGAUGAUGAAAAGAUUAAUGUUUCAAAGCAUCAAAGUUUUAGAGGGGUGAGAAUGAGGCAAUGGGGAAAAUGGGUCUCGGAGAUCAGAGAGCCAAAGAAGAAAUCUAGAAUCUGGCUUGGUACCUUCCCCACGGCGGAGAUGGCUGCUCGUGCUCACGACGUGGCGGCUUUAGCCAUAAAAGGUGACUCUGCUCAUCUCAACUUCCCGGAGCUAGCCUACCACCUCCCUAGACCGGCUAGUGCCCACCCUAAAGACAUCCAAGCAGCCGCAGCGGAGGCUGCAGCUUCAGUAGUCAUUGAUAUGGACAUAGAGACGUCGUCACCUUCUACCGGAGCCACGGAACUGUCGCCUCCUGCUGUGGCCUCAACAGCCGAUGACGCGUUCUCCGACCUUCCGGACCUCUUCCUCGACGUGAACCACAAAAACGAUGGCUUUUGGGAGUCCUUCCCUUACGAGGAACCCUUCUUCUCGGGAAGUUACUAGAAAACAAAGACGGUGUGGUCUUUGUUUCGUUUUUUUUUUGUCAUGUGAAACUUUUUGAGGUGAAAAAUCACCUGUUGAUUCAAAUAGUAUAAUUAUUUGUUUUUUUUUCUCUUUUUAUUUCUUUUUUUGUAAAACUUUUACGUGGGUAAAUGCAUGUGUGAUAUGUAAGUUUUUUUUUUGCUUAAAGAUAUGUAAGCUAUAAAUGUUAUUUGUUUUGUAACAAAGUCCCAUUCUUGUGUGUAGGCCUGUUGUUUCUUACAACUGUUUAUUUCCCCUAAA